AUGUCGAAUGAGCAGAUCCACCAGGGCUACGCGCAGCCUCAGGCGCCAGCACAAAGCUCAGCGUACCAAUACCUGCCCCAAGAACAUUGGCAACAGCAGCAAUACCAGUACAACCCGCAGAUGUACCCGUACUACGCUCCGGCCGGAGGAGUGCCGCCCGGGGGGAGUGUGUCUGGCUCCAACUCCACCGCGGGCGGCGGCGCGCCUGGUAGCGCGGUGGCCGCGACGGGGGUGAACUCCAGCGCGGCUGCGGCGAAUGGCCAGCCCGGGCUAGGGGUUGGAGUGGGAGCCGGCGCCGGCGCCGGCGCCGGGGGCGGCCCCGGGGCGCCCGCCGGCUCGGCGGCUACCGAGCUGUCGCAGUCCGGGCAGCCGCACCAGGGGCAGCCGGCGCAACAGCAGGCACAGCAGCAGCAACAGCAGCAGCAGCAGAUGGCCGGGUACUACUACUACUACCCGUCGGCCGCGGGCGACCAGCCGUACGCGUACUCGGCCGGCGCCUACGGCUACUACCCCUACGCGGCGUCCGGCGCGGCCCCGGGCGCGGCCGCGCCCGGGGCUCCGGGCACGGCGGCCGACGACGCAGACGCCAAGCCGCCGAACUACGCGGCGUACUUGCCGCACUACUCGUCCGCGUCGUACGCGCCGGCCGGGUACCAGUACCCGGGGUUCCAGACCAAACAGCUGUACGGGUACAUGGGCACGCCGCACGAGGAGCUCGCCGCGAUCGGGCAGCAACCGCAGCAGCAGCAGCAGCAGCAGCAGCAGCAGCUAGCCGCCGCCAUGGGGCUCGCCGCGGGCGCGCCCGCCAAACGCCGGCGCGGGCCGCGCUCACGUGACGAUUCGUACGCCGCGACCGCGGGCGGCAUCGCGCCCGACGGCGCCGCCGCCGCCGCGCUACAGCCGCACCACGUGCACGUGGACGCCGUCCAGGCGCGCCCCCGCGUCACCACCACCAUGUGGGAGGACGAGAACACGCUGUGCUACCAGGUCGAGACCAACGGCGUGUCCGUCGUGCGCCGCGCCGACAACGACAUGAUCAACGGCACCAAGCUGCUGAACGUGGCCAAGAUGACGCGCGGGCGCCGCGACGGCAUUCUCAAGGCCGAGAAGAUCCGCCACGUCGUCAAGAUCGGCUCCAUGCACCUCAAGGGUGUGUGGAUCCCGUUCGAGCGCGCGCUCGCCAUGGCCCAGCGCGAGAAGAUCGUCGACCAGCUGUUCCCGCUGUUCGUGCGCGACAUCCAGAGUGUCAUCCAGCACGGCGCGUCCUCGACCGUGGUCCCCGGCACCGCGGGCGCGGCGUCGUCCGCGCUGCUGAGCCACGUGCCGCCCGCGGCGUCUGCAUCCGCGUCUGCGUCCGCGUCCGCGGCCGCGGCCGCCGCCUCGGCGCUUUACCACGACAUGUCCGGGUCGCAGCCGGCCCAGAGCGUGUAUGCGCCUUACCAGCCGCUGGACUACGGCUACUCGCGCGCGCUAGCGUCGUCUAGCAGCGUUUCUGCGCCGCACGUCGCGUCGUCCGCCACGCCCGCCCGCACGCCGGCGUCGGGCGCGGGCAUGGUCGGCGUGGGCGUCGGACACGUCGGAGUCGGGGUCGGGGUCGGGGUCGGCGGCUCCGGCGCCGGGGCCCUCGAGGGCCUCAACUCGUCGGCGGCGGUCGCGUCCACCGCCGCGUCCGCUUCGCCACGCCAGGCCGCGGGGCCGCGGCUGUCGCAGUCCGCGCUUCCUACGCACGCGUCUAACGCGUCGCCGGUGACGCCGCUGGCCGCGCUGUCACAGGCGGCCAGUGCGGGCGUCAAGGACGAGCAACCCCACCAGCAGCCCGCGGGGCAGCAUGACGCGGCCGGCGGCAAGGAGGGCGCGGCGGGCGCGGAGAACGCGGAGUGGCGCGAGGCGACGGGCGGAGACUGA
Lachancea fermentati is the source of this 1905-nucleotide messenger RNA. NCBI's taxonomy places the organism in Eukaryota, Fungi, Ascomycota, Saccharomycetes, Saccharomycetales, Saccharomycetaceae. The record is from the annotation of a GenBank genome assembly.